GAGUCUUAUUGAUCCGCUGCUCCCGCCGUAACUGUCAGGAGAAAUGUCGCUCACUCCACCGGCCGGCCGCCGAUACCAAACCAGCUGUCGGAAUCACAGAAGUCAAAAGUCCGCUCCAUACCAUACUAGUCAGCAGCGAGGAUUCUCGCCUUUCCAUUUCUCCACCACUUCCAGUACAAAAUCCCUUCUCAACCCUUUCCCCUAAAUUCCAGCGAUUCUUCACUCUGAAACCCUAAAAUGGACUCUGUCGGGCUAGAAGUGGUUCUGAUCACCGGCUGCUCGCAGGGAGGCAUUGGCCACGCCCUGGCUAAAGAGUUCGCUGCUAAUAACUGCCUGGUCGUCGCCACCAGCAGGUCUUUGAGCUCCAUGCGAGACUUGGAGCAGGACGACAGAUUAUAUCUCCUGGAGCUCGAUGUCACUUCCGAGGAGAGCGUGCAGCGGGCGGUGGCAAACGUCAUCGACAAGUAUGGGAGAGUGGAUGUUCUGGUCAAUAACGCCGGCGUUCAGUGCAUCGCCCCAACUGCUGAGGUCCCUCUGUCUGCCGUGCAGCAGGUUUUCGAUACCAACGUUUAUGCAACUGGAUUUAUAUGCAUUGCAGGCCCGAUGCGGAUGAUUCAAGCUGUUGUCCCACACAUGGCAUCCCGAAGAAAGGGGAAAAUCGUAAAUGUAGGGAGUACAGUAGUCCUGGUGGCUUUUCCUUGGAGCGGGCCAUAUUGUGCAUCUAAGGCCGCACUCCAUGCUUUAACUGACACGUUGAGGUUAGAAGUGAAGCCAUUGGGGAUCGAUGUGAUAAAUGUAGUUCCAGGUGCGAUUCAGACGAAUAUACUGCACUCGGCUCAGAGUAACUAUAAAUCUGGGUGGAAUCUAUACAAGCCAUUUGACCCAGCAAUGAGACGAUUAGCCUCCCAAGGCACAGUAGGUACUCCUGUUGCAACAUUUGCAAAGCAUACUGUUGCUGCCAUCCUCAAGAAACAUCCCCCAGCAUGGUUCUCGUCAGGCACGUACUCGACCAUCUUGGCCAUUGCGAGCCAUCUGCCAUGUCGUAUCAAGGAUUUGCUCGUUCGUGGUUAUCUUAAACCCUGAGUCAUUAUCCUUGACAUUAUUCACUGCGAAUGGUCUUCUCUGCAGCUUCUUGUAUGCAAGAUGGUUCAGAUUUCACCAUAUCUAGCAAUGCUCCCAUCUUUCUUCUGAAUGCUGUGACUUGGCGUGUUCUCUGGUGCAUCAUGUGGCUAGGAAGGGUCCAAAACUCUGUAGU
Messenger RNA from Linum tenue, 1255 nucleotides. The record is from the annotation of a GenBank genome assembly. NCBI's taxonomy places the organism in Eukaryota, Viridiplantae, Streptophyta, Magnoliopsida, Malpighiales, Linaceae.